GCCACCCCCUUCUCUUUUACUCUCUCCAUGUCGGACACCAAGAUCACGCUCCCGUCGACGUCGGGCAAGGAUGUCCGGGAGACGUUCAUCAAGUUCUUCACCUCCAAGUAUGGCCACACCUUUGUGCCGUCGUCUUCGGUCGUCCCGCUCAACGACCCGACGCUCCUGUUCACCAACGCCGGCAUGAACCAGUUCAAGCCCAUUUUUGUGGGCCGUGCUGACCCGCUCUCUGCGAUGGCGCAGCUGAAGAGCGCGGCCAACUCGCAAAAGUGCAUCCGUGCCGGUGGCAAGCACAACGAUCUCGAGGAUGUGGGCAAGGAUGUGUAUCACCACACGUUUUUCGAGAUGCUCGGCAACUGGUCGUUUGGCGACUACUUCAAGUCCGAGGCCAUCGACAUGGCGUGGGAGCUGCUGACGUCUGUGUUCGGAAUCGAGGCGGACCGGCUGUACGCGACGUACUUUGGCGGCGACGAGGAGGCCGGGCUGGAACCUGACCUCGAGGCGCGCGACAUUUGGCUCCGGUACCUUCCGGAGGACCACGUGCUCCCGGGCAACAUGAAGGACAACUUUUGGGAGAUGGGCGAGACCGGGCCGUGCGGGCCGUGCUCCGAGCUGCACUACGACCGGAUUGGCGGGCGCAACGCGGCGCACCUUGUCAACAUGGAUGUGCCGGAGGUGCUCGAGAUCUGGAACCUUGUGUUCAUGCAGUACGAGCGGACGACCGACGGGCUUGUGACGCUGCCGAACCAGCACGUGGACACUGGCGCCGGUCUCGAGCGCAUUGUCUCUGUCCUGCAGAACAAGAUGUCCAACUACGACACCGAUCUGUUCACGCCGAUCUUUGACGCGAUCCGCGAGGUUACUGGCGCGCGCGAGUACACCGGACUCGUGGGCGACGAGGACGUGGACAAGAUCGACAUGGCGUACCGUGUUGUGGCGGACCACGUGCGGAUGCUAACGUUCUCGAUUGCCGACGGCGGACUGCCGUCGAACAACGGGCGCGGGUACGUGGUGCGGCGUGUGCUCCGGCGGGCGAUCCGGUAUGUUUCGGAGAAGCUCGGCGGCUCGCUCGGCUCGCUCCACGAGCUUGUGGACGUGGUCAUUGCCAACUUUGGCGAGGCCUUCCCGGAGAUUGCGGCCAAGCGCGACCUGGUGGUGGAGGUCAUCACUGCCGAGGAGGUCAAGUUUGGGCGGACGCUCGACCGCGGCGUGCAGCUGUUCAAGAAGUUUGCCGAGGCGUCGACCGACGGCAAGCUCGCGGGCAAGGUUGUCUUCCAGCUGUACGACACGUACGGGUUCCCGACCGACCUCACCGAGCUCAUGGCUGAGGAGCGUGGCCUGACCAUCGACUGGGAGCGGUACGAGGCCGAGCGGCUGGCGGCUGUGGAGCGGUCGCGGUCGGCCAAGUCGGCGACGGGCAUUGUGCUCGAGACGCAGGCUGUCGACGGGUUCACCUCGCGCGGCUCGACCGACGACUCGGCUAAGUUUGACGACGACUGCGACGAGCACGCGACUGAGGUUGUGGGCGUGUACAACUACGACGAGCGGACGUUUGUCGAGGCUGUGGCCGCCGGCACGGCGGCCGGCACCGUUUUUGGCAUCAUGACCACGACGACCAACUUUUACGCCGAGGGUGGCGGCCAGAUCUACGACUCGGGCACGCUCGCGGUGGGCGCGACCGCCGACGACGCCGUCCCGGUGCUCUCGAUCUUCAACUGCCAGGCGUACGCCGGCGCGGUCGUCCACUUUGGCCGCCUGGUCGAGGGCGCACCGGCCGACGCGCUCACUGCCGGCGCCGAGGUGUGGCUUCUCCGCGACGCCGCGCGCCGGUCGCCCAUCCGCGCGAACCACACGGCGACGCAUCUGCUGAACCACGCGCUGCGCGCGGUGCUCGGCGACCACGUCGGCCAGCGCGGCUCGCUCGUCGACGAGGACAAGCUCCGCUUUGACUUUUCGCACAACUCGCGGAUCGAGGUGGCACAGGUCACCGCCAUCGAGGACCACGUCCGCAAGAUCAUUGUCGGCAAGCUCCCGGUCUACGCGAAGGUUGUCCCGCUCGAGGACGCGACCAACAUCAACGGCCUCCAGCAGGUGUUUGGCGAGACGUACCCGUCUGAAGUCCGCGUUGUCUCGGUCGGCGUCGCCGUCGACGAGCUGCUUGCCAACCCCGAUUCUGACCAGUGGCCAGCGUACGCCAUCGAGCUCUGCGGCGGCACACACCUCUCCAACUCGGGCGAGGCCGAGGCCUUUGCCGUCCUCUCGGAGGAGUCGGUUGGCGGCGGAACUCGCCGCAUGGUGGCUGUCACCGGCGAUGCCGCCCGCGAGGCCAUCGGCCUUGCCGCCCACUGGCGCAACGAGGUCACCGCCCUCACCGCCCUCCCCGACGAGCAGCUCGUCGGCGCCCUGCCGCCGGUCAAGACCUCGGUGACGACCGCCAAGCUCGCUGUCGGCGACAAGGCCGCCCUCUUGGCCACCAUCGACGAGCUUGUCUCCCGUGUUGUCGCCUUCCGCAAGGCCAAGGCCCAGGUUCUCGUCGAUGCGGCCAUCGAGUCGGCCGCCGCGCUCGCCGCCGACUCGCCCGACCUCGCCGAGGGCGGCGUUGUUGUCCAGGUCCUCGACCUCGGCGACGUCAAGAAGGGCCUCGCUAAGGUUAUGAAGGCCUACGCCUCGGCUCUUCCCAAGGCCUCGGUCGUCAUCAUCAACGCCGGCGCAACCGGCAAGGUUGAGUACAUGGCCACCACGCCCAAGGGCGCGGCCGUCACCGCCAAGGCUGUCGUCGCUGCCAUCAACGAUGCCGCCGGCGGUCGCGGUGGCGGCAAGCCGACGUCGGCCCAGGGCUCGGCCCCGUCGCCUGCCGACGCCCCGGUCGACAUCGACGCCGUUGUCGCUGCCGCCAACGCCGCUCUCUCGGCCUAACCUUAUCCUCCUCCCUCUCCCACCACACACACCCGUAGCAGCGUGCGAUCAAAGCCGAAACCCACUUUUGCCUCA
Molecule: messenger RNA, 2991 nt
Organism: Thecamonas trahens ATCC 50062
Lineage: Eukaryota; Apusomonadida; Apusomonadidae
Product: alanyl-tRNA synthetase
Exons: 2
Coding region: 28-2916 (962 amino acids)
Biological process (GO): alanyl-tRNA aminoacylation; tRNA modification
Cellular component (GO): cytoplasm; mitochondrion
Molecular function (GO): nucleic acid binding; ATP binding; alanine-tRNA ligase activity
Source: RefSeq, a predicted model, not a curated record